AUGCCUUCCUUCUGGCGGCGUCCCUUCCGCAGCAAUGAAGAGCCUCAAGCUGCUGAAGUGGAAGAGCGUGGAUCAUCAGACAGCGAUCCCUCUGAGCUCGUCGUUGGAGAUACCUAUUAUAUCGCAGGCAAGGCCGCCAACAACAAAGACACAUCUUAUCAAGAUGCCUCUGGUGCUCCCGUGGAAGAAUCAUCGCCCCUGGGAUAUGAUGUUGGACCCAUGACGAUUUUGUUCCUCAACGUGAGCAAGAUGAUUGGCACAGGCAUCUUUUCAACUCCUUCGACGAUUCUUGCCGGGACAGGCAGCAUUGGACUAAGUUUAAUAUGGUGGGCUCUUGGCUUCUUGACAUCGAUUACAGCGUUUGCCGUGUAUCUCGAAUUUACUGCCUACUUUCCUUCGCGAUCUGGCGCUGAGGUGGUGUAUCUCGAACAAGCGUUCCCAAGGCCACGCUGGCUGUUCUCAACCGCAUUUGCUUUUCAGUCUGUUAUUCUAUCAUUUAGCAGCGCAAACUCAUAUGUUUUGGCUCAAUAUCUUUUCAAAAUGACGGAUUAUACCCCCACAGAUUGGCAAAUAAAGGGAGUAGCCAUAGCUGGUUAUACUGUCGCCCUCCUCGUCGUUAUCUUACACAAUAGAUUUGCAUAUCACCUGGCAAACGCAAUCGGCUUUGUCAAAAUCGCUACACUGGUAUUCAUUUCGAUAACCGGAUUCGUAGUUCUCGGAGGACAUACUCGCGUUGAGAACCCGACAGCCAAUUUCCAUAAUUCUUUCGAAGGGAAAGCUACCGCAUAUGGAAUAACGAAUGGCUUGUACAAAAUCAUUUUUUCUUAUGCAGGAUUCGAAAAUGCUUUCAAUGUUGUAAAUGAGGUCAAGAACCCUGUCAAGCACAUUCGACGUCAAGGCUACAUUGCUAUCUGGUCUGUCAGCAUUCUUUACAUACUCACCGUCAUCGCUUAUUAUGCUGCUGUCCCGAAGCAAGACAUCAUCAAGGGCAAGCUGACCGUUGCCAAUCUUUUUUUUGUAAACGUGUUUGGAAAUAGCAAGCAGGUCAAGGCCCUCAACUUCCUAAUUGCAAUCAGCGCUUUCGGCAAUCUGGUGGCAGUCUUAAUCGGGACCUCGAGAAUCAUUCGCGAAUGUGGUCGGCAGGGCGUACUCCCAUGGACAAAGUUCUGGGUCUCAACGUAUCCUCUUGGUACCGCCCUCGGCCCGUAUCUCUUCAAAUACGGCAUCACGCUUAUCAUGAUCCUGGCCCCUCCUGCUGGCGAUGCUUUUAAUUUCGUCAGCGACCUUCGCAUUUACCCUGGCUCUUUCUUCGACUUCUUGAUGAGUGUCGGUCUCCUCAUCGUGAGACGCAGACGGAAAGCUCUCAAUCUACCAAGGCCUGCCUUCAAAGCCUGGGAUGUCGUUAUUUGGUUUAGCAUCCUGAAAAAUCUCUAUCUCCUUAUUAUGCCCUGGUAUCCUCCAGCUGGAGGCGCAACUGGUGGUGACGUAAGUUUUUGGUAUGCUACAUAUGUAGUUGCUUCGAUUGGCAUUCUGUUGGCUUGUGUCGCUUAUUAUUGGCUUUGGAUUCACGGUAUUCCUUAUUUCCGAGGCUAUAAGAUCCGAGAAGAGGUUAUUACUCUUGAUGAUGGGUCAAAAAGUCACCGAUUGGUCAAGGUGCCAAAUUCUGAAGUUGAAGAGUGGGAUAAGACACAUGAUCACGCUGGGCGGAUCAUUGCUGAGGCUGCCGAAGUGAGUGACAAGACAGCUGACAAUGUUUUGGUGGUCGGAAAGGACAGCGCCGUAUCCAGCACAAAAUGA
Trichoderma virens Gv29-8 is the source of this 1797-nucleotide messenger RNA. RefSeq lists its product as uncharacterized. Gene Ontology annotation, cellular component: membrane. Bases 1 to 1797 code for a protein of 598 amino acids. The record is from RefSeq and is a predicted model, not a curated record. Gene Ontology annotation, molecular function: L-amino acid transmembrane transporter activity. The transcript is spliced from 8 exons. NCBI's taxonomy places the organism in Eukaryota, Fungi, Ascomycota, Sordariomycetes, Hypocreales, Hypocreaceae. Gene Ontology annotation, biological process: amino acid transmembrane transport.